AUGACAACAGCAAAAACAACAGGCUCCGAGCCAACCUCAACCAUGCCCCCAACCCAAAACUUCACACGCACGCACAGCGAGCCAGGCUGGCACCCAAAUCACACACGCGCAACAAGCGUAACAAGCUCCUCCGCAUCCCUCUCCUCCGGCACCUCCACCUCCGACUACUCCGACGCAACCCCCGACAUCGACAUCUCAAACUACCCAAACGGCAAAAUGUCCCUGAGCGGAAUCUCCCUGCGCGCAAUGUUACUAGGAACAACCCUAGGCCUGACAAGCAGUCUCACUCUCCUCUUAGCCACAACACACCGCACACCACUGUGGCGCGUGCCCUUCUUCAUCGCCGCGCUGAGUCUAUUCCAUUUCCUGGAAUUUUUCGUGACGGCGCGCUAUAACACGCGCUACGCGACUGUUUCUUCGUUCCUGUUGUCGUCAAAUGGGUGGGCGUAUAACGUUGCGCAUGGUUCGGCUGUUGUGGAGUGUCUAGUGUCGCAUAUUUUCUGGCCUGGGCAGUCAAGACUUGCGCGGAUGCUUUCUGUUUCUGAGCCUUUCUUUGGUGGGGAGGUUUCCCUGUUGCUUGUUGGGGGGUUCGUGCUGCUGGUGAUUGGGCAGGUUGUUAGGACAAUUGCUAUGGCGCAAGCCGGUGGGAAUUUCAAUCAUCAUGUACAGAGUCGGCAUCAGGAGGGUCAUGUGCUUGUUAAUUCGGGGCUUUAUCGGUUCUUGAGGCAUCCGAGUUACUUUGGGUUCUUCUGGUGGGGGCUUGGGACGCAGCUGGUUCUUGGGAAUGUUGUUUGCUUUGUUGGGUAUGCUCUCGUGCUAUGGAGGUUCUUUUCCAGCAGGAUUAAGCGCGAGGAGGCUUACUUGGUUUCUUUCUUCGGCGAUGCGUACGUUCAGUACAGGAAGGAUACACCCGUGGGAAUCCCAGGCAUCUGA
Penicillium canescens is the source of this 933-nucleotide messenger RNA. Its product is annotated as protein-S-isoprenylcysteine carboxyl O-methyltransferase. Gene Ontology annotation, molecular function: protein C-terminal S-isoprenylcysteine carboxyl O-methyltransferase activity. The transcript is spliced from 2 exons. The record is from RefSeq and is a predicted model, not a curated record. Bases 1 to 933 code for a protein of 310 amino acids. Gene Ontology annotation, cellular component: endoplasmic reticulum; membrane. Gene Ontology annotation, biological process: C-terminal protein methylation. NCBI's taxonomy places the organism in Eukaryota, Fungi, Ascomycota, Eurotiomycetes, Eurotiales, Aspergillaceae.